AAAGUAAAACAAUUAAUUCAAAACAAUAAAAACAAAAAAUGGUGUUCCCUUCACAGAUCACCACAUGCCUCCUCGUCCUAGCCGUCUACAUGGCAGCCCCAUCAGAGUCAACCAUAACGUGUGGGACAGUGACAAGCACACUGGCACGGUGUAUAGGCUACUUGACCAACAGUGGUUCAUUGCCAUCAGACUGCUGCGUUGGAGUCAAAUCAUUGAACCAAAUGGCUCAGACCACACCGGACCGCCGACAAGUCUGUGAGUGCCUAAAAUCUGCGGCUAAGGAUAUCACUGGCCUCAACACCGACCUUGUGGCCACACUCCCUACAACUUGUGGUGUUUCAGUUCCCUACCCCAUUCGUUUUAGCACCAAUUGUGACACUAUAUCGACUGCCGUGUGAAGGAGGCUAGAGAUGUACGACUAAUCAAAGUUGCAAGCUUUUAACCU
This is a messenger RNA of Brassica napus (rape), 445 nucleotides long. Its product is annotated as non-specific lipid-transfer protein 12-like. Gene Ontology annotation, cellular component: membrane. The record is from RefSeq and is a predicted model, not a curated record. Gene Ontology annotation, molecular function: lipid binding. The coding region runs from base 39 to 398 and encodes 119 amino acids. Lineage: Eukaryota; Viridiplantae; Streptophyta; Magnoliopsida; Brassicales; Brassicaceae. Gene Ontology annotation, biological process: lipid transport. The transcript is spliced from 2 exons.